AUGGCUCCAUCUAGCGAUCAAACCGCUAAGCCGGAGGCAGACCAAAAAAAGCCAAAGAAUCCUCCAAAAGAGGAGGAGCUUUCUGAAGAAGACCAAAGAUUGAAGGAUGAUUUGGAAUUGCUUGUCGAGAGGCUCAAUGAACCUGACCAGAAAGAAGCCCUCUACUCGGAGUAUCUUACAACAAUGAAGAACUUCAUUCGUGAGUCUACCACAUCUAUGACAGCGGUCCCCAAGCCAUUGAAGUUCUUGAGGCCACACUAUACACUUUUAACCGAGUUAUAUGAGAAGUGGAGCUCCUCUGAAAGCAAGAUCUCGAAUGAUCUUGUGGUGCAGUUUGCUGAUGUAUUGUCUGUUUUGGCAAUGACAUAUUCUGAAUCCGAUAAAGACUCCUUGAAGUAUCGCUUAUUGGCCUCUGACGAAACCAUUGCUGACUGGGGUCAUGAGUAUAUGAGGCACUUAGCGUUAGAGAUCGGCGAAUCUUACCAAGAGAAAUUGGGUUUGGAACAGGCAUACAUUGACAGAAUUGUUCAAUUGUCUUUGAAAAUCGUUCCAUUCUUCCUCAAACACAACGCUGAAGCCGAUGCAGUGGAUUUGUUGUUGGAAAUCGAGAGCAUCGAGAAGUUACCGCAAUACUUGGACGACUCCACAUACGCCAGAGCAUGUCUUUACAUGGUAAGCUGUGUACCUCUCUUGGCCCCUCCAGAUGACACAGCUUUCUUGCAUACCGCAUUCUCUAUUUACUUGACUCACAACCAGUUAACUCAGGCUUUGACUUUGGCCAUUAAGUUGGACGACGAGGGAUUAAUCAAGCAAGUGUUCGAGUCGACUCAGGACUCAUUGAUCCACAAACAGCUUGCAUUUAUAUUGUCUCAGCAGUUCAACCGUUUUAACUACCCAGGUGAGGAAGGUGAUGUUCAGGAGAUCAUCUCAAACGUGAAGCUUCCAGAAUAUUAUGCCUACUUGGUCAAAGAGUUGAAUCUUUUGGACCCAAAGGUUCCUGAAGAUGUUUACAAAUCUCACUUAGAGAACACCCGUUUCGGUUUUGGCCAGAUUGACUCCGCCAAGCAGAACUUGGCAGCUUCUUUUGUUAACGCGUUUUUAAAUUUGGGUUACGGCUCUGACAAACUUUUCAUCCAGACAGGUGAACAAGAUAGCCAAUCUUGGAUUUAUAAAACGAAAGGCGCCGGUAUGAUCUCAUCAACUGCCUCUUUGGGAUCUCUCUACCAGUGGAACAUCGAUGAAGGUUUGCAAGCUUUGGAUAGAUAUACAUACUCUGCCGAAGAUGAGGUCAAGGCCGGUGCUCUUUUGGGUACUGGUGUUGUUUCUGCCAAUAUCCAUGACGAAGCCGAGGCAGCUUUGGCAUUGUUGCAAGAAUAUGUCACCGAUCCAAAGAAAGUACUCCAAACUAAUGCCAUCAAUGGUCUUGGUCUCGCUUUUGCUGGAUCAGCAAACGAAGAAGUUCUCAAUUUGUUGUUGCCCCUUGUCUCCGACACAGACUUGUCUUGUGAGGUAUCAGCAUUGGCUUCAUUGGCCCUUGGUCACGUCUUUGUCGGCACCUGCCACGGCGAUAUCACAUCUGCAAUUUUGCAAACUCUUUUGGAAAGAGACUUUACGCAAUUGAACAACAAGUUCAUCAGGUUCAUGGCUUUGGGCCUUGGUUUGUUGUACAUGGGUAAGACGGAGAUGGCUGAAGAUGUUUUGGACAUCAUCGAUGCUAUCGAGCAUCCUAUCAAUAAGACGUUGAAGGUGUUGGUCAAUGUUUGUGCUUACGCCGGAACAGGCAACGUAUUGCAAAUUCAAUCUCUCUUGCAAAUGUGCUUCGCUCGCCCCAAGGAUACCUUGGAGGAGGAAAAGAAGUUGGGAGAGAGCGAGGAGGAUCAAUUGAAGAGAGAGGGCAAAACGGAGCUUCCAACGGAGGCAAGCGCCACUGACUCUCCCACCACAGCCGCUGAACCUGGUUCUCAGAAUGCCUCGGGCGAUGUUGAGAUGGCAGAUGCUACAGAGGUCAAAACGGAGAAGCCGGAAGACGUCAAGGACAAGGCUGAUUUGACAACGGAGGAGGAGGAUGAUGAGGAAGAAGACGAGCUUUUCCAGGGAUUCGCUGUAUUGGGUCUUGCAUGUAUUGCCAUGGGAGAGGAUAUUGGCCAGGAUAUGGUCUUGCGUCACUUCUCUCACCUCAUGCACUAUGGUAACCCAUUGAUUCGCCGGUCCGUUCCAUUGGCUAUGGGUCUUGUCUCAGCUUCCUAUCCUCAAAUGAAGGUCUUCGAUAUCCUUUCACGUUAUUCUCACGAUCCAGAUUUGGAGGUCACUCAAAACGCAAUCUAUGCCAUGGGCCUUGUCGGUGCUGGUACCAACAAUGCCAGAUUGGCUCAAUUAUUGAGACAAUUGGCUUCAUAUUACUCAAAGUCCCCAGAUUCUCUUUUCAUGGUGAGAAUUGCUCAGGGUAUAUUAUCUUUGGGUAAGGGUACCUUAACCUUAUCUCCUUUCAACACCGAGAGAAGUAUCUUGAACAAGGUCUCUUUGGCAUCUCUUUUGACAGUGUCGGUUGCUUUGCUAGAUCCAAAAUCUUUCAUCUUAAGUGACUCCACAACUGAGACCAGUCACCAAAUGUUAUACUACUUGACUCCUGCCAUCAAACCAAGAAUGCUCGUUACCGUUGACGAGGACUUAAAUCCAAUCAAGGUUAAUGUCAGAGUUGGUCAGGCAGUUGACGUUGUUGGUCAAGCCGGUAAGCCGAAGACAAUCACUGGUUGGGUCACGCAGGCAACCCCAGUCUUGUUGAGUUAUGGUGAAAGAGCAGAGUUGGAGAAUAAUGAGGAAUGGAUUAGUCUAUCUCACACAUUGGAGGGCAUUGUCAUCUUGAAAAAGUCGCCAGACUUUGUUGAAGCGGAUGCCUGA
Candidozyma duobushaemuli is the source of this 2898-nucleotide messenger RNA. It is a transcript of the gene RPN1, whose product is annotated as proteasome regulatory particle base subunit. Lineage: Eukaryota; Fungi; Ascomycota; Pichiomycetes; Serinales; Metschnikowiaceae. The coding region runs from base 1 to 2898 and encodes 965 amino acids. Gene Ontology annotation, biological process: regulation of protein catabolic process; proteasome-mediated ubiquitin-dependent protein catabolic process. The transcript has a single exon. Gene Ontology annotation, cellular component: proteasome complex; nucleus; proteasome storage granule. Gene Ontology annotation, molecular function: enzyme regulator activity. The record is from RefSeq and is a predicted model, not a curated record.